Molecule: messenger RNA, 1494 nt
Organism: Pseudovirgaria hyperparasitica
Lineage: Eukaryota; Fungi; Ascomycota; Dothideomycetes; Acrospermales; Acrospermaceae
Product: ammonium transporter
Exons: 2
Coding region: 1-1494 (497 amino acids)
Biological process (GO): ammonium transmembrane transport
Cellular component (GO): plasma membrane
Molecular function (GO): ammonium channel activity
Source: RefSeq, a predicted model, not a curated record
AUGUCCGAGUCCCAGCCAUAUGUCCCGCUGGAGCCCUUCACCAACCUCACCAUUGCCACGGGUGGUGACUCUCUCCAGUAUGACCUGAAUGUCUUCUACAAUGCCGGCGACAUGGCCUUUGUCAUCAUCUGCACUGCUCUCGUGCUGCUCAUGAUUCCCGGCGUCGGCUUCUUCUACUCUGGUCUGGCGCGAAGAAAGUCGGCUCUGUCGCUGCUAUGGCUGUCCGUCAUGGCCACCGCCGUCACCUCCUUCCAAUGGUUCUUCUGGGGCUACUCCCUGGCCUUUUCUCACAAGGCCGGCAAGUUCAUCGGUGCCUUGGACAACAUUGGCUUCAGAAACGUCUUGGCUUACCCGUCCGUUGGAAGCCCAAAGGUGCCUGAUCUGCUCUACGCCGUCUAUCAGGGCAUGUUUGCUGCCAUCACUGUCGCCCUGGCCGUCGGUGCCGUUGCCGAGCGUGGUCGCAUGCUGCCCUGCGUCAUCUUCAUGUUCGUCUGGUCCACCGUCAUCUACGAUCCCAUUGCCUGCUGGACCUGGAACUCGUCCGGCUGGUCUUUUGUCAUGGGUGGUCUCGACUUUGCCGGUGGCACACCCGUCCACAUCACCUCUGGUUGCGCCGCCCUGGCCUACUCGUACAUGCUUGGCAAGCGACGUGGUCACGGCACUCAAGAGCUCAACUACCGCCCGCACAACGUCACCCACAUUGUCAUUGGCACCGUCUUCCUCUGGGUCGGCUGGUUUGGCUUCAACGCCGGUUCUGCGCUCGCUGCGAACCUGCGUGCCGUCAUGGCCGCCGUUGUGACCAACCUGGCUGCCUGCGUGGGUGGUGUGACGUGGUGUCUGGUCGACUACCGUCUCGAGCGCAAGUGGUCCACCGUUGGCUUCUGCUCCGGUGUCAUUGCCGGUCUGGUCUGCAUCACUCCCGGCUCUGGCUACGUUCCGGCAUGGGCUGCCGUCAUCUACGGCGUGUGCGGUGGCGUCUUUUGCAACUACGCCACCAAGCUCAAGUACUUUCUCCGCUGUGACGACGCGCUCGACAUUUUUGCCGUCCAUGGCGUCGGUGGCUUUGUCGGAAACAUCCUGACCGCAUUCUUCGCCGCCGACUACAUAGCCCAUCUUGAUGGCUUCUCCACCAUUCCGGGAGGCUGGCUGAACCAGCACUGGGUCCAGCUUGGCUACCAGCUCGCCGACUCGGUUGCCGGCGCUUCCUACUCCUUCUUUGGCACUUGCCUCAUUCUCGGUGCCAUUGACGGCAUUGGCAAGUUCUUCCCCAUCUUCAAGCUCCGUGCCAGCGAGGAGGAGGAGAUUCUAGGCAUCGACGACGUCGAGAUUGGUGAAUUCGCGUACGACUACGUCGAGCUCACCCGCGAAGUCAAGAGCCCAGACGACUCGGACGACAACAUGAGCCGCAACAGCAUCAGCAGCUUUCCGGACCACGCCCAGGCGCCCGAAAAGGGCCACCGACCGCACGACUCGGUCGGGAGCAGCCAACAAUGA